AUGCCCCCAAUCAGAAACGUAUACUGGAUACCUGGUGAUGGCAUCGCACGAGAGGUGAUUCAGGCGGACAUUUGCCGCUAUCUAGGCAACGACGCUCUGGUCCGGCCUGAUGUUUUCGAGGGUCGAGAAGGUUAUCGAAUCCAAGCCUAUCGAAAUCUUACUUCUGAAAUGAUUGCCGAUCUCAAAGCAGACUCACGCCGGUGGCAGGAAGAGAAUGCCACGGAUAAGAGAUCGAACUAUCGUGCGAGCUCAAUGAGGGAAGUGCCCGUGGCCGCCCGAAAACCUGCCGUUGGCCCUAUGGAUUAUCCAGAGCCCAGUUCCCAGUCAUACCGGCAGUCCUACGGACCUGGUGCUGCCCAGGCGCCUACGGGAAUGGCCUAUAGCGGAAGUAUACCGGCAUCUACCAGUGGUUAUGAUCAGGCCGCCUAUACCUAUGGCCAACCCUCUGGAUAUGGUGUCCCUUCAGGAGAUCCUUACACUCCACCUCCGUCUGGAUAUGUCUAUGGAACCGAUUAUGGAUCUCAAGGCCAGCCCAGGACAGCCCCGUACCCGUAUGGACAAUCUCCCACUGGACCUACUGAGCGUGCCUCUUCGGUUGAGAAGAUUGACACUUCCAGAUUCUACCCACCAGGACCGCAAACGCAGGUGGCAGGCCGGGGUUCACAGUACCCGUCGCAACCUUACUCGAGGUAA
Messenger RNA from Xylona heveae TC161, 693 nucleotides. RefSeq lists its product as hypothetical. The coding region runs from base 1 to 693 and encodes 230 amino acids. The record is from RefSeq and is a predicted model, not a curated record. NCBI's taxonomy places the organism in Eukaryota, Fungi, Ascomycota, Xylonomycetes, Xylonales, Xylonaceae. The transcript has 3 exons.